This is a messenger RNA of Mangifera indica (mango), 1355 nucleotides long. RefSeq names its product DNA damage-repair/toleration protein DRT100-like. Bases 52 to 1152 code for a protein of 366 amino acids. NCBI's taxonomy places the organism in Eukaryota, Viridiplantae, Streptophyta, Magnoliopsida, Sapindales, Anacardiaceae. The record is from RefSeq and is a predicted model, not a curated record. The transcript has a single exon. Gene Ontology annotation, molecular function: protein binding.
CUAACGUCUCUAACUCCAAACGCACCGUUUUGUUUAAUCACGGCCACCACCAUGGCUUCACUCCUCCACCACAUUAUGAUUUCACUCUUCAUCGCCCUUAGUUUUCCUUUCGUCCACGGCUGCCAUCCGUCAGAACGGGAAGCUCUCUUAGCUUUCAAAGCUGCACUCAACGAGCCUUAUUUAGGCAUCUUCAAUACAUGGACGGGCAACGACUGUUGCCACAACUGGUACGGCAUCAGUUGUGACAUCGAAUCUUACCGGGUUGCUGAUAUUAACCUUCGUGGCGAGUCAGAGGAUCCAAUAGUUGAACGAGCUCACAGAACCGGCUACAUGACUGGCUAUAUCUCACCGGCGAUAUGUAAACUGAAGCGCCUCUCGAGUUUGACCAUCGCCGACUGGAAGGGGAUCACCGGCGAAAUCCCUCGUUGCCUCACUUCGCUUCCUUUUCUUCGCAUUAUCGAUUUGAUGGGAAACAAGUUAUCGGGCGAGAUUCCGGAGGAUAUCGGACGGCUUCAUAGCCUUACCGUUUUAAAUAUUGCUGAUAAUUAUAUAACGGGAAGAAUUCCUGAAUCUUUGACUAAUCUUUCUAGCUUAAUGCAUCUUGAUUUAAGUAACAACCAUAUUUCCGGUCUCAUUCCCCGAGAUAUCGGGCGGCUUCCCAUGUUGAGUCGAGCUUUGCUGUCUCGGAAUCAGAUAUCCGGUACGAUCCCAGAAUCCAUUUCAAAAAUUUAUCGUCUCGCUGAUUUGGACUUAUCCAUGAACCAGAUAUCGGGGCAAAUACUGGCUUCUUUAGGUAAUAUGGCGGUUCUAGCGACAUUGAAUCUUGAUUUUAACAAACUUUCGGGUGCCAUACCGGCGAGUUUGUUGACUUCAGCUAUUAGCACCCUAAAUUUGAGUAAGAACUCGCUUGAAGGAAAAAUACCGGAUGUUUUCGGGCUAAGAUCGUAUUUUACAGCUCUUGAUUUAGCGUUUAAUAAUCUGAGAGGGCCGAUACCGAAAUCGAUAUCGCAAGCGUCGUAUAUCGGCCAUUUAGAUUUGAGUCACAACCAUCUUUGUGGAAGGAUACCGGACGGUUCACCGUUUGAUCAUCUUGAAGCUUCUCAGUUUGCUUAUAACGAUUGCCUCUGUGGGAAGCCCCUUAAAGCUUGUUAAGAUAAUGUAUCGGCCGAGAUGGGAUUUAGUUUUUCCGGUCUGAUUUCGAGAUAUCGUGAAUAUAUGAUGUUUGUUGUACUACUUUGUAACAGUAAACAAGUACCGUAUUUAUGUUUAUUCAAUAAUUUUGUAAUAAAUUAGAAAUUAUUUUUAAGAUUGGUGUAAAAAUAUUGUUGAAUUACUGCAAAACUAUGGUUUUAUAA